AUAUUUGUAGAUUAAACAUUUUAGAUAAAUAUUUAUCUAGAAAAAAUGUUAAAUCAAUUAAUUCAAAAAAGAAUAGAUGAAUUUAUUCAAAGAAAAUUUAUGUUAAUAAAACAUAAAAUAUAUACGAUGUACAAUAAUGAUAGUUGUAUUGUAAAGUAUAUCCUGUGUCCUCUUACGGCACAUAGGAAAAACACGAUAAAAUCCACUGUGUGAUCUAUAGGUCACUAUAACCUCAAAAAAUUGCAUUAUGCAUAAUCUAUCAGUGAGAAGUAACCUUUGAACAUAAUAUAAGUUUAAAGUAUUAUCAUCAUAUUCUUAUUUAUUUAUUGCCACUAUUAGAAUGGCAAUUAUGAAAAUAUUAUUACGACCAGACAUCGUAAGAUUCACGGGAGUCAGACAUCUAAGUAUUAAACCAAAAUUUGGUUUACUUUUUGACAUUGAUGGUGUAUUAGUACGUGGCAAGAAAGUAUUACCACCUGUAUCAGAAGCUUUUAAACAACUGCAAGGAAAAGAUGGCAAAUUCCGUGUACCAACUGUAUUUGUUACUAAUAGUGGAAAUGCAUUACGUAGUCAAAAGGCAGCAGAUUUAUCUAAAUGGAUAGGAUUUGAAGUAAAAGAAUCACAAGUUAUUAUGGCUCAUUCACCAUUAAAAUUAUUUAAUCAGUUCCAUAAUAAACAAGUACUAAUAUCUGGUCAAGGACCAAUCAAAGAAAUAGCUAAGGAAUUAGGUUUUCAAAAAACAGUAACUAUUCAAGAAUUAGUGAAAAAUUUUCCUUGUUUAGAUUAUGUAAAUAUGGAAAAGAGAAAUCCAAUAUGUGGUCCUGUGGAUCCUACAUUUCCUAAAAUAGAAGCCAUUGUAUUAUUUAGUGAACCCAUUUCUUGGGAAACCCCAUUACAACUUAUAAUAGAUCUUUUAAUGACUAAUGGCAUGCCUACUGGUUUGCUUGAUGAUAUUCCAUAUCCACACAUUCCAAUCUUGGCAUGUAAUAUGGAUUUAUUAUGGGUAUCAGAAGCACCGAUUCCUAGAUAUGGUCAUGGUACUUUUUUACUUUGUCUAGAAUCACUAUAUAAAAAGAUUACAGGAAAAGAUAUGAUAUAUUCUGCUCUAAUCGGAAAACCUAGUGAAAUAACAUAUUAUCAUGCAAAUUAUAUGCUUCAUGAACAUGCUAAAAGUAUUGGUAUAGAUAAUGUUAACACCAUAUAUGCUAUUGGAGAUAACAUCAACACUGAUAUUUUUGGUGCAAAUUUGUACGAUAAAUAUUUAUCUUAUUGUGCAAAAGAGGAAGCAUUAAAAUCUGAUAAAUUGAAGAAAUUACUUGACAAGGAUAUCAAACCACCCAAUGCAAAAGCUUGUAUUAGUAUUUUAGUUGAAACUGGUGUUCAUCAACGAGAUUCUGAUUUUAUAUCAGAGCACAGUCCUAGAGACUUCUUACCAGUCGAAGAUGGUCUUGGCAAGCCUGCAUUCGUAGUAAAACACGUUGGCGAAGCUAUUAACGUCGCGUUUAAGGAAGAAAAAUUUGACUGAAUUAAUAUAAUGCUAUAGAACAUCUUUUUAGACUUGGAAUGUUCAUCCUAAUAUUGAUUAAGAUAAAAAGAAGAGAUGCAAGAAAUUAUAUAUAUCUAUAUUGCUAAAUAUCACGUAAGUAUCAUGUUAAUUUCGGUAACUUUUUUUCGAAGGCAAGAACGU
This is a messenger RNA of Apis dorsata (giant honeybee), 1687 nucleotides long. RefSeq names its product haloacid dehalogenase-like hydrolase domain-containing 5. Gene Ontology annotation, biological process: glycerophospholipid biosynthetic process. Gene Ontology annotation, cellular component: mitochondrion. Bases 341 to 1525 code for a protein of 394 amino acids. The transcript has 3 exons. Lineage: Eukaryota; Metazoa; Arthropoda; Insecta; Hymenoptera; Apidae. The record is from RefSeq and is a predicted model, not a curated record.